Ogataea angusta is the source of this 729-nucleotide messenger RNA. RefSeq lists its product as uncharacterized. The record is from RefSeq and is a predicted model, not a curated record. The coding region runs from base 1 to 729 and encodes 242 amino acids. Lineage: Eukaryota; Fungi; Ascomycota; Pichiomycetes; Pichiales; Pichiaceae. The transcript has a single exon.
AUGAAAUUUUCCACUCUCUUGAUUCUUGCCUUCACUUCAUAUACCCUUGCAGUUCCUUUUGACGCUCAGGAUUUGGGAGAGGGAGCCACUCAAGUCUUGAGCUAUGUCGAAAACAAGUAUCAUAUCUCCAUCGAUACUGACGACUUCAAAUGCUCAAAAACUGGAACUAAUCCUACAGGUUAUGCCACCAGUGGUCAGGCUCCAAUUUCCACCAACUCUAGUGAUGGUCCCAAAGCUACGAGUGGUUUCUCUACAAUAAAUCCAAGAACCACGCUGUCCACCUCGUUCUUGAAUGCUACCCACAUUCCAGAACCUACUGGCCAGAAGUUGUUCUCUUCAGCUGCUUCCACCACCACUACCAGUGUUGCUACUGAGUCCUCCAGCUCUCAAAGCGAGACUUCAACGAGUGUCUCGACGAGCGGCUCUCAUACUGGUAGAGGCACCUUCUACGAAGUGGGAGCUGACAAUUGUGGAACCUCUAGUACGAACUCUGACUUGGUCUGCGCCAUUUCCCACUCUCUUUAUGAGACUUCUGUCAAUGGUGAGGAUAUUUCUUCCUACUGUGGAAAGACUAUCACUGCCAAUUACAACGGCAACUCCGUGACGGUCAAGGUCGUUGACUCUUGCGAGUCAUGUGGAGACAACGAUUUGGACUUCUCUCCAGCCGCCUUUUCUAAGCUGGCAGACCAGGACUUAGGCGAAAUUGAAAUCACCUGGUCUUGGGACUGA